Molecule: messenger RNA, 1890 nt
Organism: Lemur catta (Ring-tailed lemur)
Lineage: Eukaryota; Metazoa; Chordata; Mammalia; Primates; Lemuridae
Gene: CFL2
Product: cofilin 2
Exons: 4
Coding region: 544-1044 (166 amino acids)
Biological process (GO): actin filament fragmentation; cell motility; actin filament severing
Cellular component (GO): actin cytoskeleton; actin cortical patch; cytoplasm
Molecular function (GO): actin filament binding
Source: RefSeq, a predicted model, not a curated record
ACGUGCUCUGAAGGCUUUGGGUCAGGGUCUGGAUGGCCUAUAAUAAAACCCUUGCGGGGAGAUUCAGAAGGUGGGAAAACUCUUUUUAACGUGCUUCCUUGGGGUAAAAAGCUUUUAUACGCGACCGGUUAGUUUUGAAGCGUCUGCAUUUGAGCUGUGGGGCGAUUAUGUUGUAGCCGUGGGCGGUUUGGAGUUUACACUUGAUUCUCUUUCCUUAUGAGGAAACGUCAGUGGCUAGGAUGACUUUAAAGAAAAAAAUAGUAGAAGCAUUAACUGAAAUCCAAAAGUGUUUUUUUAAGGCCCGCAGAGUUGACACAAUACAGAAGGUAUUUUUGCUGCUGCUCCUGAAGCUCUGACAUCACCCAGUGAAAUAGGAAACAUUUCAGGGAUGGGACAACUUGUAUUUGUCCCUUUCGCUCUACCUUUCCAUUCGCUUCUACGUCCAAACCUCUUUAAGAAGGAUGAAUGGCAGGACGAGUUAGAAUCCUUUGGUGUAUCACACACUGAUUUUUAAAAUGUGACAAAUCUGAUUGUACUCCUUGCAUGGCUUCUGGAGUUACAGUGAAUGAUGAAGUCAUCAAAGUUUUUAAUGAUAUGAAAGUAAGGAAAUCUUCUACACAAGAGGAGAUCAAAAAAAGAAAGAAGGCAGUUCUCUUCUGUUUAAGCGAUGACAAAAGACAAAUAAUUGUAGAGGAAGCAAAGCAGAUCUUGGUGGGUGACAUUGGUGAUACUGUAGAGGACCCCUACACAUCUUUUGUGAAGUUGCUACCUCUGAAUGAUUGCCGAUAUGCUUUGUACGAUGCCACAUACGAAACAAAAGAGUCUAAGAAAGAAGACCUAGUAUUUAUAUUCUGGGCUCCUGAAAGUGCACCUUUAAAAAGCAAGAUGAUUUAUGCUAGCUCUAAAGACGCCAUUAAAAAGAAAUUUACAGGUAUUAAACAUGAGUGGCAAGUAAAUGGCUUGGAUGAUAUUAAGGACCGUUCGACACUUGGAGAGAAAUUGGGAGGCAAUGUAGUAGUUUCACUUGAAGGAAAACCAUUAUAAAAUGACAGUCAAGUGCCAUCUGGAUCUUAAGGAGCUUCCAUUUCUCCAGCUCAGUCCUCGGAAUAGUAUUAGGUUUUGGGGUUUUUUUUGUUUUCCCCUUUCCACUGGGCCCUUCCAACACAGUGAAUGAAGGAGAUAUCAUUCAUUUAAGCAGCCUAUCAGUGAUUGCCAUUAGACUGUUUAAUACUGUUACUUUUAUGUAGAUCCUAAGGAAUGCCUUCUUGUUAUAUUUUAGCCAAAACAACCGGUUAUAUGCCUCCACUACAGCAAGCACUACAAUGAAUGUGUUUGUCAAUGUGAAUAGCUUAGAAUACUGCAGAGGGUAAGCUAAUUGAAUGCCUUGAAAAUAUUAUCCACUGGUCAGAUGGUAAACUUUUUUCAGUAUUAUUUAAAGUUGCACUUGAUUGCAGUCUGUGAGGCUCAAGCAUUGAUACACCUCACCUGCCUUGGCAAGCCUAUUUUUGUGACAUGGCAGCACGGAUAUAACACUAUGCAUUAAAAGCACUUUUUUGUAACAAGUUUAAUCUUCCAAAAGGAAUGCCAAUUAAGUUUCGUCAACUGUGUCAUCAAUUUAUCCUAGUACCUCAGUGUUCAUUCCUGUUACCUGCAUAUCUUAAAAGAAAUAGCUGUUAUUAAUGCCUUUUUGUUUUCUGUUGAGUGUACACUACUGAGUAAGUAUAGGAGUUUUAUGUUUACCAUGUGAAUCCUGCAACACUAAAGAUAUUUUGAAUAUCAGUCAUGAUGGCAAUUUCUGUAUAAAAGAGCCUUAAAUGGAACAUUGUUUUGAGAUCAGACCCCCCACCCUCACAAAAAUGGCCACGUUGCAAUAAAAAUUGUGGCAUAUUA